CAGCGCGUUAGAACGCGGCAGCUUCACGGCACAUUUCCCGCCGACCGGAGGCUUCUCCUGGCUGCCCUUCUCCGCAGGGUGCAGGGAAAAAUCGUCCUCCCAAAUGUCACAUUUCCAAGUCAGAUGAGGCUUUUGUGUCCGCUCACGUCACGCAUUGUCCGGACUGGCCGGCUAUAGACGGACGUUACGAUCCUGGUGGAUGGAGAAACACAAAAGCGGGGCGGUAUAAAACCCCGCGAGGCGGCACCCGCUCCAGUACAGAACAGAACCCGCCUGGAGCAAGCACGGUGCUCUACACGUCUUACGGAACUCUUAACUUCUUACGGAACUCUUAACUUCCUACGCCGUUCUUAACUCGUGCUUAAGGCUCCACGUAAGGAACGGAGAAAACUGCCACCUGUUGAUCCACCUGCGCGACUCCUAAGGACUACCUGCCAGUCUAAGACUUGUCCGAAGUACUUUGAGAGCCCAGAUCAGAUCUAAGAUGAACGUGACCUCCUUAGCGCUCCUGUUGCUGGCCGUGCUCGGGGUUCCCGUGUCCUCCCGCCCGAGGAAAAGUAAGAGCCGUCCCGGUGCCGAGCUGGCGAGGCCGAUGCGGGGCGACGUGCACCCGAUCUUCGGGCUGGAGAUGAGCCAGGCCCGCCCGACCAUCGACCGGUGCGCGGAGCGGUACGCGGACGGGGAGGAGGACGGGCGGUCCCGCCGCUACACCCGCCGGGAGCUCCGCAGGAACGACCUGGCCAUGGUCAACGUGCACGCCUGGUUCGACUUGGAGAACCACUUCGUCAUCUUCCGCGUCAGCAAGUGUCACGUGCUCAGCUUCCCGGUCUGCUACGUCACCACGACCCUUGACCUUGGCCGGGACGAGCUGACCCCUGACGACGGACAAUGGCGCGAACUCAUCGGCAUGUUCGAGCAAGGGAAGGGCCCUGCGGAGUAUUUCCGCGGCUACGACUACACCACCGGCAUGGCGUACCUGGCGAACCACCCGAAGGGGCACCAGAUGUGCCAGGGCACGCUGCUGGUCUACAUCUUCGACCUGAAGCGCGUCAUGGAGCACAUGGACCUCAUGAAGCAGCACCCGCGCCUGCAGACGCUCUACAAGCCGCGCAAGUUCCACGCGCCCACACCGUUCGAAGACGACGCCUUGCGGGCUUUCCUAAAAGAGCAGCGGUCCGAGAAGAAGAAGCGAUCGCUGAACCGGAAGUCACGUCACGCCCGCCGCCGCGCCGACCGGAAACACAGGCGUGACAUCAUCAGGCAUGGGGAUGACGUCAUCGUCACCGUGGACGACAUCAGUAAUGACGAGAAGGAGAGAACACUGGCGCAAGCGCAGGACGAGUUCUCCGGAGAGAUGGACUAUGACGUGUCAGCCUUUGCAGCAACUGACGACCAGUCGGAGGUUGCCCCUAGCAACCCGUCCCGCUGUGUGGAGACUCGCGACUGCCGGCGGUACUGCAGCCGCUGGGACGAGGGGCCCUUCUGGCGUUACUGCCUCAAGUUCCGCGUCACGUGCAAGUUCGUCUGCAAGAGGCAUCACUGAUUGGUCAGGGCCGCAACAGACACGCUGCAGACACGUGACCAUCACAUGGGAAACCGGACAUUGCCAAUAUGGCUGAAAUCAUGUGGCAAAUAGGGCUAAGAAACUUUAGCCGAAAGUUUACCUUUUGAGUGCAAUCAUGACCCAAAGUCGUUGCUAGGAGACGAUGUACAAAUCCUUGGGUAAAUUUGACAAUCAGAAUGUACAGAAUUAUUUAUUGCGAUUCCCCGUUGUUCCGCUGGGGGCGUUACUGCGUCUGUCGCACAACAAGCGGUUUCCACACCGCGCAUGCGCAUUUGUACAUAAGAAAUAUCGUGUUAUGGAAGAGUUCUAUUUAUGACGUCACUAUUUAUUUGUUCAUUCCAUAGAGAUAAACAAUCGGCUUGUUUACGCCGUGCGACAGAGUUAUUUAAGGCUGAGCCCAAUUAUGGCAAUAAAGAUGCAAACGGAG
Molecule: messenger RNA, 1991 nt
Organism: Branchiostoma floridae (Florida lancelet)
Lineage: Eukaryota; Metazoa; Chordata; Leptocardii; Amphioxiformes; Branchiostomatidae
Exons: 5
Coding region: 485-1543 (352 amino acids)
Source: RefSeq, a predicted model, not a curated record